CAAGAGGAGGAAAACAAAGAGUGACAGCGGCGGGGAGACGGGCUGAGCGAAAGCCCCUCUCCCUCUGGAGGCCCAAAGGCAAGGGGGAGGGUGCCCAGCUGUCUCCUGCAGCCGCCCCGCGGGAAGGAGUCUCUCCAAAGGGGAGGCGCCCAAGAAGGGAGGGAGAGAAGGAGGCAACCUCCGCGCAGGUGACACCGACUUCGCCCGCAGAGCUUCGCCUGCUUUCCUUCCUCCAACACAGAAAGAAAGCAAACAAGCAAACAAAGCCCGAGGCGUGCAAGGAAGGGAAUAGGAUUGACUCGGGCUCUGAAGCCCCAAGUGGCCUGGAGACAAAGAGAGAAAGAGAGAGGCAGCGGGAGUGAGUGACAAGCCGUGCGCCGCAGGAAAGGAACAGCAAGCCAUACAGAGAGAGAGAAUCCCAGGCAAUGCACCUGAAGGACAAAGUGGCGCUGGUGACUGGGGCAGCGCAGGGCAUUGGCAAAGCCUUGGCGCAAAGCUUGCUGGAGAAGGGCUGCAAGGUAGCCCUUGUCGAUCAGAACGCGGAAGUAGGCAAGGCUUGCAAAGAGGCCUUUGACAGGCAGUUUGAUGCACAGAUGACUAUAUUUCUUCCUUGCAAUGUUACAAAUGAAGACAAUCUAAAGGAUACAUUUAAGAAAACGGUUAGCCAUUUUGGACAUCUGGAUAUUUUGGUUAACAAUGCUGGAAUAAAUAAUGAAAGUGACUGGGAGCGCACCAUCCAAACUAAUUUAAUUGCAUUGAUUAGAGGAACAUACAUUGGUCUAGAGUACAUGAAACCAGAAAAUGGAGGCAAUGGAGGAGCUAUUGUUAAUAUCGCAUCACUAGCUGGACUUCUACCAGCUCCUCAGCAACCAGUGUAUUCUGCUUCAAAACAUGGUGUAGUUGGAUUUACACGUUCCUUAGCUAUGGCUUCUACAAUAGGAAAUUAUGGUGUCCGAAUAAAUGCAAUCUGUCCUGGUUUUGUCAACACACCAAUUCUACAAUCAAUUGACAAGGAAGAAAACUUGGGCCAAUUUUCGGCAUAUAAAGAAAAUAUAAAAGAUAUGAUGAAAUUCUAUGGUAUAUUAGACCCAAAUGUGAUUGCCGAAGGGUUGAUAAAAAUUCUUGAAGAUGAUAAGUUAAAUGGAGAAAUUAUGAAGAUAUCAACAAAGCAAGGGAUCCAUUUCCAGGAAUACACACUGCCAUCGGGACAUCACACCAAAAAGCUUGAAUCUGUCUUGUGACUGUUUUGAGAAGAAAUAUCAUUUGCUUCCUUGAGACUCCAUUGGAAUGAAUUGUUAAGCAAACAGAAAAUCUUGCUUAAUAUUAAGAAUUCAUCUGUGUUUUGAAUAUUUUGAUAAAUAUCUCAUGUGAAGGAGUAGCUGAAUUGACAGACUGAUUUGUAUAAUAUUAUUGUAGCUUUAAUAUUGUUGUUACUUAUUUUUAUACCAGACGGCAUUUCAAGUGCUGAAAAAUAUUUGAAUACUAAUUUUAUUUGUGACAAAAUGUAAGCUUCGCAGAAGUUCAAACCUGGUUCCUUAUUGCACUUUAUGAAUUUGGCUGAAACUAUUUAAUCUUAUUAUGUGUUCAGUAUAGAUAAUAUUACUGUUCUAUUUUCAGGGUAUGGAAAUUCACUUUUUGAAAUAGCAAGUUACACUCAUAGUUCCAAUGCCCCAAGUAAGUGUUUGCCAUUAUAGUUGUGCUUUUAAAUUACCUCAAACGUAACUUACAGUAAAUAGUUAUAUUUUAAUAUUAAUAUAAUGAAAUUACUGACCUCUGUUUUAAAAAGACACUUUUCUCCUAGCUGUCUUGUAAAGUCAAUGCUCGUAACUGAGCACAAGGAAGUAGAACGUGACAGCACUUGAUCCACAUGAUAUAUCUCCCCCUGUCAUUUAAUUAACCUUCUCACUGGCUCCUGAAAUAACUCUUGUUUUUUGCAAAAAAAAGUUUUGCAAAAUCAGUUAAAUUAUCCUUCAUUAAAUUACAGUUGUAAUGGAGAACAGUCAUACCCAUAUUAUUGGGGAAAGAACUAAUUAUGAUUAGCUAGUUAUUUGUAACUAGUUACUUUUACAUAUUGAUAUUUCUUCAUUGUAAAUAUGCUUUCAUAUAAUAUAGGAAACUCAUAAACACUUCAGAAGAUAUUUUUACUCUCUUGGUGAUUUGAAAAAUUAAAUGUAAGACAUGUGCCAAAGCAGAAUCCAAAAAUGCAAGUAGAGUUUUUAAUCCAUAUGAACAAACCAUUUAGCAGUUUACCAUUUUAACAAGAGCUGGUCUUUUGUAAAACCAAAGGAAAGUUCUGUUGCAAUCACAGUGGAAUAUUGGAUUUAUUCAUAUAACUUUACAAACAUGUUAUUCAAACCACUA
Molecule: messenger RNA, 2361 nt
Organism: Anolis sagrei ordinatus
Lineage: Eukaryota; Metazoa; Chordata; Lepidosauria; Squamata; Anolidae
Gene: HPGD
Product: 15-hydroxyprostaglandin dehydrogenase
Biological process (GO): prostaglandin metabolic process; female pregnancy
Cellular component (GO): cytoplasm
Molecular function (GO): 15-hydroxyprostaglandin dehydrogenase (NAD+) activity
Source: RefSeq, a predicted model, not a curated record